CUCUAACAAAGAGAGACACGGGAGAUGCACAUUGGACUGCGUGAAAGGGAGAAUCCCCUCUCUUGGUCGUGCUCUCCUCCGUGGAAUCUUUGGAACGAAGACUACCCAAUUCCAUCCUUCCUCUUCCCCAUAUCUCAUGGCCUCCUCCAACGCCGCCGCCGCCUCCGAUCCCUUGUCCAGCACCCCUUCCCCACGCGCCGCCCGGCCCGGCCGCCAUCCCCGCUCGCACCUCGUCCCCGGCGAUCCUGAGGCCCCGUCCUCUCCCUCCUCCACGCCGUCCCCGCCUACGGCCGCUGCGAUCCCCUUCCCGGACGCCUUGGAUCGAUCCCCCCAAAGGCCGCCGGUGGAGGACGUGGCUCCGUCCUCGUCGGACGCCGCUCGAGGGAAGAAACCGGCCUGGAAGCGGCCGCCCAACGGCUCGAUCGACGCGGGCGCCGUCGUGAUGGGGGGCGCUGCCUCCUGGCCCGCCCUCUCCGAAUCGGCCAAGACUACCUCCAAAUCUCCGUCCUCCGAUGCUCUGAAAGCCCUCUCCGAUGGACCGCUAUCCGCGCCCCCGGAGUCGGUGGUCUCAAAUUCUGCACCAAAGCCGAACUCGAAUCCGUCGUCAACCCCAAACCAUGUUGCACCUGCACGCCAUAAAUCAAUGAAGCGUGGGAGCAGCAGUGGCAAUAAUAGCAGUGUCGCACAAUCCGAUGGUGGAAUCUCGCUGCCUUCAACACCACCAACUUCAGGACCUGUGCCUCAAGCUAGCUCGGACAGGCAGGCUCCCCCAGAACCCUCACCUGGAAGCCAAAUUACCAGGGGCGGUGGGUCGGGAUCACAGGCCCAUGAUACUGACAGCCACCCUAGAGGCCAUGGUGGCAAUCGGAGGUGGAACAAUGGUGGUGGUGGUGGCGGCGGUGGUGGUGGUUCUCACCACAACAACUAUGGCAACCGCUAUGAUGGAUAUCGUAGGAAUGCUGGUGGGAGAGAUGCCCACAUUCCGCACCGGGGUGCCAGGCCUUACCUCAGGCUGCCUGUGCCACCUGUAGCACCCCCAUUCCUCACCUCUCCAUCGCAGGUCCGUCCUUACCCGAUGGUAUUCCCUGAUAUGCAUUCUCCUGUCUUUUAUGUUGCCACUCAGCCACCUCCUGGAGGUGUGCCCUUUGUUCCUCAUCCGGCACUUCCACCUGCAGUAUUUAUCCCAACUAUUGAUCCACAGCGUGCUAGUCUUUUGAAGCAGAUAGAUUACUAUUUCAGCUCCGAUAAUUUAUGUAAAGAUGUUUUCCUGCGGCAAAACAUGGACGAGCAAGGAUGGGUUCCAAUAUCCUUGAUCGCUGGAUUCAAUAGAGUGAGGCAAUUAACAAACAGCAUUGACUUUAUAUUGGAUACAGUGCAGUUAUCAACUGAAGUGGAAGUACAGGGUGAGAAAAUAAGGAAGCGUAAUGACUGGAUGAAUUGGGUUCUGCCACCAAAUAACAACCAAUUUGCUAAUAUUUCCAGUCAGUCUCCAGCAACACCAAACUCUGAUAAUCUGUAAGCUUGCGUGCAAUCUGUUCGACUAGAGGGAGCUGCUGACUGGAGUAGCAUGAGUAUACCAAAUCUUAGCGAGGUGUUACUAGUAGAUCAGCAUCUAGGAUCCUGAGCAAUUAGUUGCAAGUAGCUAUGAGAACCGUAAAUGAAAUGAUAAUGGGCAAGUCAUUGGACACUGAUCAAGGUUGAUUGGACCAAAUCUGGAAGCAGCUUAGUCAGGAUUAAUGUGUGAUGAAGUUCAUUCUUCACAGAUGGAGGAAUGGAGUUCUAUUGGUUGUUUGUAAGGUUAAGGUCUACGUUUGCUGUGCCAGAAUCUGCCAGUUUUGCCUCAGGUUGAAAGGGAUAAAUUACAAAAAGAAAAAAAAAACAACAGAAAAUUAUAAAAGAAAGAAAAGAAAAGAAUUGAAGAGAAAAAGGGAAACAUAGAUAGAGACUACAAUUAUGAGGUUUCUACACAUGGGCAAAUGGUGCUGAUGGUGAUAUCUUAUCACCAUCUUCCAUCAUUAUCUCAUUUCUGAACUGUUCCUCAUUUUAUUUUUGGUUGCAAACCUUUUCUUUCUUCAUAAAGAAGGUCCGAACUAUUCUCAUUUUUGAGUUCCUGAGGAUUUGGAUAUUGGUCAUUCUGAACUUAAGCGACUUUUUCAUUUUCCUAAUUUGUUUGUCCUCUUUCAUUAAAAAGAAACAUAUUAUCACGACACUAUUACUUCUUUUCAGUAUCAUUUGAGGAAUUUUGGUGUUUA
Messenger RNA from Musa acuminata AAA Group (dessert banana), 2252 nucleotides. Its product is annotated as la-related protein 1C. The transcript is spliced from 6 exons. Bases 137 to 1519 code for a protein of 460 amino acids. The record is from RefSeq and is a predicted model, not a curated record. Lineage: Eukaryota; Viridiplantae; Streptophyta; Magnoliopsida; Zingiberales; Musaceae. Gene Ontology annotation, molecular function: RNA binding.